AUGGCAAGUAAGCGUCUUUCUAACUACCAGAUUCUUGAGCGUAUAUUAGAAGACGACGAAGAAAGCAUCAUAGAUAGUCCCGAUGAAGAUGAGGGAGACGAUGAAGUGAUCCAGAGUGACCACAACUCAGAAUCUGAAGAAAGUGCCCAUGAAACCGAGUUAGAAUGGAGUGAUGACGAUAAUGAACCGCUGAGUAGACACGCAAGUAAAGAUUCUGAUAGCUUUUAUUUAUCAAAAAAGAAAUGCACAAAGUGGGCAAAAGAGCCGCCGCGUACUAGCGUUCGAGUUCGUAGACACAAUAUUAUGAGGGAAACACCAGGACCUAAGGGAGCAGCCAAGGAGAUACAUACAAUGUCAGAAGCAUUCUUUUGUAUGUUUUCAAUGGAUACUGUCAAUUUAGUACUGCAACAGACCAACGAUUACAUAAAAUCGAUACAAGGAAAAUUUCAACGCGAACGUGAUUGCAAAUUCCUAGAAUACGAAGAACUUUUGGCUUACCUAGGUACUUCCUCACCUUAUUAUUCAACAACAAAGAAGAGCUUGGAACUCGUAGCUCUCGUUCCGAAGCCGGGAGCAAAAUUGGAUUUGGGCGAAAGUGAAUCAUCUCAUGAUGAAUUUCAAUACUACAACCGCCCAAAGCACUCCGACAGCAGUACACCACCUCCAUCACUUUCAUCUUCAGUAGGAAACAAGUGA
Molecule: messenger RNA, 696 nt
Organism: Parnassius apollo (apollo)
Lineage: Eukaryota; Metazoa; Arthropoda; Insecta; Lepidoptera; Papilionidae
Source: the annotation of a GenBank genome assembly